UAAGUGCAGUGGUUCCAAAUCCUCUGUACCGAGGCACUAAUGUCGCUAAAGGUUUUUGUGCCAAUCAGUUUAAGCAUUUAAUUGGACUCGUAACGUAAUUAAGCAAGCUAUUAUUUCUCUAUUUCUAAGUAGUAGAAUAAAUCCAAAAAUUACCAGACCAGUUUUGCUUCUUUUUUGAACUGUGAAAACCAAUUAUAUAUGUUACAUGUGGAUAAUCUGGUGUUUUUGACCUUCGCUUUUAAGGUUUUCAUCAACGUCAUCAUGAUUUUCUUAGGUGUCUGGGGUAUUUAAUCUGUUAUUUACUAAUGAGCAAGCUAGUGAGUAUGUCAUUUAAGUAGCGGCAGUCUUUAACACCAAGUGUCAUUGGCUCAGGUGUCUGCGCUCGCCAUUAACUGUCAUUUUUAUAAUUAGGGUGAAAACUGCAAUGAAAAAGGAGAGAGAAUUAUUAGGAAUUUGGAAAAAAGUAAAGAUAUGUCAAAACAAAAUAUUUCUAAACUUCUUGUAAAUCCCACACUACUGUGCUUUUCUGAAUGCAUGAUAAGAGUAUGAACAAAUAUUAAACAAAAAAGAUCAAUGAGAGGUAAAGUGAUUGUGAAAUGGGUGUGAACAAACCUGCAGCCACAGUACGUACCUGGACUGAACUUGAGAAGCAACUGUUCUAGUGGGAGCAGGUCAAGGCACACAAGCAAUUUUCAGCAUGUCUGAUAAGCAUUAAAUGGAUUACAGUUGCAAGGUGGUUGGUCUGAUUUUGAAUUCUGAGAUAUUCUGGAACCAUGACCAGUCUCCUUGGAUGAUUUUUGCGGCAUGAUAUGUUUUCUCCAAGCAGUCAGUCCUGAACUUUGGAGGGCAUGAACACUAAAUGUGAAUCAGUUCAGGCAUAUGGGCAACAAUGGCUGUAGACAGUGUACUGGAAGUGUAAGUGAAGCACAACUGGAUUUUCUUAUCAGAUGAUCCCAGCAGUGACUUUUUAUUUUCUGGUGAGCUGGCACAAUGUCACGUAAGCAGUCUGUGAAGCAGGGACGACCCAACAAGAAGGCGGAUGUAGAAAGAAAACGAGAUGAGCGUGCAGCACGACGAGCCCUGGCCAAAGAGAGGAAGAAUAGGCCAGGGAGUGCAGUGGAGGAAGAAGAAGAGUUUGUGAGCUUCACCAAUCAGCUUCAAGUACUGGGCCUAAAACUGCGUGAGGUUCCAGGAGAUGGAAACUGUUUGUUUCGUGCCCUUGGUGACCAGCUGGAAGGUCACUCUAACAACCACCUGAAGCACCGAAGGGACACUGUUGAAUUCAUGACAACCCAUCGGCAGGACUUUGAGCCAUUUGUGGAGGAUGAUGUUCCUUUUGAGAGACAUGUGUCCAACCUGGCCAAACCUGGGACGUUUGCUGGAAAUGAUGCUAUUGUGGCUUUUGCUCGGAACCACCAGCUCAAUGUUGUCAUUCAUCAGGUGAAUGCACCAUUGUGGCAGAUUAAGGGAUCAGACAAGCCAUUUACCCAGGAGUUGCAUAUUGCAUAUCGGUAUGGAGAACAUUAUGACAGUGUGCGACAUAUUGGCGAUAACUCUGAGACACCUGCUAAUUUACGUACAGAGAUUUUGAGCCACAGGGGAAAUACUCGACACGAUAAGUAUAGGGAUCGUAACCUGCCACUGUCCUCAACUGCCAAUAGCCUUGGAAGGCAAAAUGAGCAGGAAGAAGAAAGGAGACAUUUAGUCGAAACUAUACAAAACAUCACAGGGUGUAUGGAUACAGCACUAAUCCUGCAAAGCCUGGAAGCUGAAUGUCUGGAUAUAGAUGCUGCUGCUGCUGCUGUGAUGCAGAAACAGGAAUCCAAUGAGAGUGCCAAAAGAGACUGUAUCCCUUCGGAAGUUACACAUACUCUACAUCUGUCAUCUCCUCAGUGGAAAGACUGUGGUACAGGAAGUCGAAUUUUUGGCAAGAUGGAUAGUCAGCUCUGUGAGACAGAGAGUACCCAAAGUUCUGAUGCAAGUAGCAGCACUUCUAAGGUAUCUAGCAGACAGCGCAAAGAACAGCAACGUCUGCAGAAGAAGAAGCGUCAGGAAGAGCGACACCGGCAGAAGAUACUGGAGAACAAAAACAAAGCUGAUAGUAAUUGCAGCCAAAAUCCAGAUGGCCCUGUAACCUUGGUCAGGUCAUUUGCUACCCUUAACAUUUGACUGACAUUUUUUGAAUGUACAGAGCUGAGAAGGGUGUCUCAAACUCACAAUGUUUAUUGUUCAAAUUGAGCCUAGGCCAUACCUUGGGAUUGCAUGGUGGUCUGAUUUUUUUUUUGUUAUUUCUACAUCCUUGUCUUGACUGGAAAUAACUUUUAUGAGAAGGACAAUGAGAACAUAUAUACAGUUAAAACGUUUUAUUUUAAGUUGUCAAUCUGGAUGGCUAGGUUAAAAGACUGAAACAACAAUGAACUGCUUUGCACUGUGAUUACUGAUUCCCUCUGUGCCACUAGGGGGCAUCAGAUGCUGACAUUUAGCAACACACUUCUGUGAGACACACAGUUGGUGCUUGGACACCAUUUCAGUGACACUAUGCCAGUGUGACAAGUACCGGUUGGUUCUAGUGGAGAUUGGCUUGCAGAAUGCUGGAUUGUCCACAUUUUUUGUCAGCAGCCAAAAAUAAAGUGGCAUAAUAUUUGCACAACAUAGUAAAUAUUCAGCGAUGUUAUUGCCAAAAAUAUUUUUUGGUUCCAUUGUAUGCUACAAAACCCACUUAAAUAGUUUCUGUUCAAUAAAGUGGAGAAUUUGCUUAAAGAAAAAAAUGUCACUGUUC
Molecule: messenger RNA, 2779 nt
Organism: Polypterus senegalus (gray bichir)
Lineage: Eukaryota; Metazoa; Chordata; Cladistia; Polypteriformes; Polypteridae
Gene: otud3
Product: OTU deubiquitinase 3
Exons: 9
Coding region: 991-2169 (392 amino acids)
Biological process (GO): protein deubiquitination
Molecular function (GO): cysteine-type deubiquitinase activity
Source: RefSeq, a predicted model, not a curated record